Messenger RNA from Orbicella faveolata, 1880 nucleotides. RefSeq names its product putative iron/ascorbate oxidoreductase DDB_G0283291. Lineage: Eukaryota; Metazoa; Cnidaria; Anthozoa; Scleractinia; Merulinidae. The record is from RefSeq and is a predicted model, not a curated record.
AUACUAAAAAGCAAGCAUAGAAAAUAGUUUGUACUUACACAUCGGUUCCCGCUUGCACUCUAAAUAGUCAAGGGUAGCUUAAAACUUAAUUUACUUAAAAACACGAACUGUGCAUGAUAACUGAAACUUGAACUACUGGCGCGAAUAUGCCGCUAACACUAUCUAUAUACGUGUAAAAACUAAUGACGUCAUUGCUACGCAACAAAUUGACGAAUCUGAAAGAAUCAAGAUUACUCAAUUAAUUAGAGAAGCCUCGAUAUAGUGUUUAUUACAACAAAAAUAAGAUCAAAUUUCAUGCGAAUCCAGGGCUUUGGGCAACCAGGCCCUGCAGUAAUAAGACAUUAUGUCCUAACAAGACGUGCCAUUGGUCAGUCUAAAACUCGACUCUGACCAACUAACUUGACUGCUCCAUGCUCAGGUUUGGCAAGCACUUGAAAAUUCAGCAAAUAUAUUUAGAAUCAAGCAAGUAAACCUGUCACCAUUUUGCCACUAACCUUGAGCUUUUUAUGUCGUUAUUUAGCCACGCCAUUAUGAGAGGCCUGGCUCUUAGCCUGAAAUUCAACGACGAUUACUUCCACGACAAAUUCAACCCAGCCUUCCCUCUGCUAGCUUUGUGGCACUACCCACCCGUCCCCGAAGAGUCAGACUCCUGGGGGGUGGGACCUCACACGGAUUACGGUGUGUUGACGAUACUUAUGCAAGAUGACGUAGGAGGACUGCAGGUGGAGACAAAUGGAGGGAACUGGAUCGAUGUUACUCCAAUUCCAGGAACAUUUGUAGUCAACAUUGGUGACGUGAUGGAAGCCUGGACCGAGGGACAAUUUCGAGCCACAAUGCACCGGGUGAAGAACUCGACAUCCAAACAUCGGAUCUCCGCACCAUUCUUUUUCCAGCCGAGACUUGAUUGCGUCAUCACACCACUUGAUGACGUCAUAGCCACUGACAGCGCUGGUAAAGACACAAGCACAAAGCUGGCGCUCCACAAGCCUUUUAAGUUUGGAGAAUAUGUCUUAAACAAGUUUGAAAAAUCGUAUGGUGAUAAUUAGGAAACUGGCCUGUUAUGAACCUGGUCUGAAAAGUUAUCAGUAACAUAAUAUAAAGGACAAAGUUACUGAAUACAGACAAAGGGCAUUUAUUUUUAGAGUUUUGUCCGUCUCGGGAAAGCAACUCCAAAUAUUCCCGACGGCCACCUGAAGACCUUCGAAGAAUCUAAAGUUUUUUCUAAGACUGCCGAAGUUGGCCCGAAGGCUUCCAAAAUAUGACCCGAAGGUUUCCGAUUAUUCCCGAAAAUCUCCCGAAGAAGAUUUUUGAAAUAGUCAAAACAUCAGCAAAUAUUUUUGAAAGUCUCCCGAUGUCUUUUUCGUGCUAAUUUUGCCUUUUGUGUCAUUAACAAGUAAACUAAUGUUUCCAGUGUCAAAUUGGCAAAUCGCCCUCGACGCGUAGUCGGCUGGAAAUAUUUUGAAAACACACAUGUUAAGGUUCACUUUCCACGGACCAUUCUCUAUUCUUCUGAGCUCUGAAUUCUUAGUUUGGCACGUGACGUCAUCGCCGCCAUAUUGGAUGCCGUUAACAGAAGACUUCCGUCAUCUAACAUGGCCGCCAGGAAUUUGUCAUUUGAAUCUCUCGGAUGGGUAGCAGGCCCUCAAUCCCGUGUUAUACAGUGACCUACAGUAGUUUGUCAAUCGAUUGUCCACCGUAAGUUUGCUUUGGUUGUUUUUACUAGAGCACUAGCCGGGGAACACUGAUGGGUUUCUGCCUGAGAUAUCUGUCUACGUUUCGAGGCUCCUCUUGCAGCACUGGAGCUGUCCUGUGCUAUUAAUAAUAAUUUAACAAAUCGAAUGUGGUUUAGCGUUGUCUGUACUCUUAUCAACAACGAUAUG